GCAUUGUACGCAACGUUAGUUUCUACGCGGGCCCGCGAACACGCCACUGCUCAUACAAUUCAAUCGAUAGAGAGAGGGAGAGACAAGAGGAUCAUAGAAAGUACUCGUACUCAAAGCCUCGGUUUCUGCUUUUCUGUUUCUCACUUCCCGCAUCGUGCGACAAAGCUGCAGCUUUCACGCCGGUAUCACGCUAUAAUCCGCAAGAAGGCACGGAGGUGACCGCAAGCCACCUUCCUUCUCGGGCCCACGCAUUUGUGUCUUUCUCCCCCAGUUCUACGUCGUAGAUCACACGAACUCUCUCUUCUCACCGGUUCUCUGGGAUAUAUUGGUAACGAAAGACUGGCACUUUUCACCUUUCAGAAAACAGCGGUUUCUGACAAUGAACGUGAGCAGCCGCUUAUCGGGCCCGGUGCGCACCACUGCGCCAAACGCCGGUGCCUCGUCAUCCCCCACCGCACGCCGGCGUUUUCAGCUGACGGAGGAGCAGCGGCAGGAGAUCCGUGAGGCCUUCGAGCUCUUCGACUCCGACAAGAACGGCCUCAUCGACGUCCACGAGAUGAAGGUGAGCAUGCGCGCCCUCGGCUUCGACGCGAAGCGAGAGGAGGUGUUGCAGCUCAUGCAGGACUGCGCCGCCCGCGACCAAAACAAUCAACCCCUGAUGGACCUGCCGGGCUUCACCGACAUCAUGACGGACAAGUUCGCGCAGCGCGACCCGCGACAGGAGAUGGUGAAAGCAUUUCAGUUGUUUGACGAGAAUAACACGGGCAAGAUAUCGCUGCGCUCGCUGCGACGCGUGGCGCGCGAGUUAGGCGAGAACAUGAGCGACGAGGAGCUGCAGGCGAUGAUCGACGAGUUUGAUGUCGACCAAGACGGCGAGAUCAACCUGGAGGAGUUCCUGGCGAUCAUGUUGGAAGAGGACGAUUAUUGA
This is a messenger RNA of Leptomonas pyrrhocoris, 928 nucleotides long. RefSeq names its product putative mitochondrial centrin. The transcript has a single exon. The record is from RefSeq and is a predicted model, not a curated record. Gene Ontology annotation, cellular component: microtubule organizing center. Gene Ontology annotation, molecular function: calcium ion binding; microtubule binding. NCBI's taxonomy places the organism in Eukaryota, Euglenozoa, Kinetoplastea, Trypanosomatida, Trypanosomatidae. The coding region runs from base 380 to 928 and encodes 182 amino acids. Gene Ontology annotation, biological process: spindle pole body duplication.